AUGGAUCGGCGCUUCAACGCCCACUGCCUCGAGGAGUACUGGAACGCACACAUCCACUACAAGGCCAACUCGGCGGCGAUUUGGGCGAAUGACGGCUGGAACAUCUUGCAGCAAGAGGGCUUCCACGGCACCUGCUUGGACGGUGGUGGACGCUUCUACUUUACCAUGCUGGGAACUCAGUUCCUCAAAGCCGACCUCGGCAUCUGCGCCCCACCUUCCUGCACGGAGGACGACAUCACGUGGCGGGUGUUUCCGCUGAUCUUCAGGCAGUUCUUCGACUACGGUGAAGAGCAUGGACUCCACUUUGCUGUGCACUAUCAGCAGUACCAACCACUCACCUGGGACUUCGUCGCGUCCUUUCCGUUCCAGAUUCGACUGGGUCUCUUCUCUCUGGCCUUCUUGGCGUUGAUGGGCUCGCGGCCCUGGUUCUACGGCGACACUGAGGAGGCUGGAGCUUCGUGGCCUCUGCCUUGGGUCUUGGCUUCUGCGGUGGCAUCCCAGGAGGUAAUGCUCUACACUCGCUGGAACAUGUACGCCUGGUUUGCUGACAAUUGGGUCCCAUUCCAGGCGUUUGCGUGGCUGGGCUCGGUAGCGAUGGAGGCGUUCCUGGCGCUUCAGCUUCUCGUCCUCCUCCGGGCAGCAGCGGCUGCGAGCCGCGAGGGGCAGGCCUGGCGCGCGGCCGGGCUCUGCCUCCGGCGCCUCUGCGCCUUUUGCUGCGCCGCGGCGGCCUUCGGCGUCCUGGCGCAGGGCGCCUCAAGGCUGACGGUGAACCGCUUCUCCUCCGGGAUGUGGAUCCAGGGCUGGCUACACUGCCUCAACUGCUGCGUCGAACCGGACGUUCGUGUGCUUCUGAGUGGCGGGGAUGGCUGCCGAUUUUUCGCGCCGCUGCGUGCCGGCGCCCUGAGAGCCCUCCUGGCUGCGCCUGCCACACUCCUGGCGUCCUGGUGCCCCUCCCUGGCCACCGCUCUUGCGCUCCUGGGGGCAGUGUUGUCCAAGGACGUCGACGUUCACCGCUCGCUGCUUGGCGUCGCUGGCGCCACCUUCGUCGCCCAUGUGGUAGACAAUCCCGGCAUGCGCCUUGACGCUGGGUGCAAGCGCAUCUAUGGCGAGGCCUAUGGGACUGUUCGAUGGUUGCCUGUGCUUUUCCAAUCGUUCCAAGCGUGUCAGGAAAGCCCAGGGUCUGCGCAUGUGCGUUUGGCCGGGUGCUCCAAAGCGGCGAUGGCGCCGCUAACACGAAACAAGUCAGAGCACUGUGGUUGCCGCCCUUCGCCGGAUCGGAUCGAAGCUUAG
Symbiodinium natans is the source of this 1290-nucleotide messenger RNA. NCBI's taxonomy places the organism in Eukaryota, Dinophyceae, Suessiales, Symbiodiniaceae. The record is from the annotation of a GenBank genome assembly.